GAUACACACUGUGCCCUCCUCACCCGUCCAUGAAAUAACUUUACGGUUUUCCCACUCCGUCCGAAGUAUCUCCUAUUGCUUGCACCCGUCACCCACUGCGCCACAACAAUAUACUACGCGGGACGUUUUUUAGUCAUUCAGUGUACUCUUGAAGUCUCGACUCGACAGUCGAUUGCCCCGUAGCAUUCGUCUUCCGCGUCGACACUACACCGGUGUGCAAUCGUAUCGUGGUGUUCGUCCGUCCGAUUCCCCGGAGCUUUUGGAUUUUCCCGCCUAAUACGACGUUUUUUUAUUAACCGUACCGUUUAUACUAACCAAUCGAAAAACGGACACGAAUUUUGACGGUUCAUUUUUAAAAUAUUAUGCUUCAACCCGCACAAAUGGUACCUUCGUCCGAUAUCUACAACGAUUCGAGCGCGUCCGUUUGCCGCGAUUGCCUGGACCCUGUUGGCGCGUGUUCUUGUAGCUGGCAAAUCAUGCAGUUGGACGCCAGCUACAGCAUUUACACCACGUUAAACGAUGACAUAUCCAAACGGCCGUCCUCUACCACGCCGUCGUUCCUUAGCGACAUGCACAAGUUGGAUGGUCUCAAUUGUGGUGGUAUACCUACACGUACAACUCCAACUUUAACACCAACUACACUUCGUACCAUAGCUGCUGACAUAGCUGGUUUGUCACCUGGCCCAUCUGAAAAUUUUGCAGCUGCGGCUUCCGACUUACAUCACCUUGUGUCGUCUUCGUGUUCUUCUAUAAACACAUCAACAUUAGAGCCUACUGAUCGCACUGAUUUACAAGAAUGUGUUAGUAUUCAAAAUCUAAGCAAUCAAACAAUAAGUCUUCAAAGCUUAAAUAAUCAACAAAUUAGUCUCAAUAAUUUACAAAACCAGCAAAAUGUAAAUCAAAACACUUUAAACCAACAACAGCGUAAUGAUUAUAAUAAUUCUUUUUCUGCGGCUGCAUCAAGGCAGGCUGGUUUUGUGCCUCCACUAGUAUUGCAAAUCAAUUCUAGCAACCCUAGUGUUCAACAAUCAUCAGGUACAACAAUCUUAUUAAACAACAAUAACAGUUCUGGUUCAAGCUCUAUAUUUAAUGCAAAAGGUUCAUCUACUUCAACAUCAUCUUCACACUGGCAAGGAGCGGUAGUUACCCAAAGACCUCAAAAUGGAGCACAAAAUGUAACGAGACGACAGUUCACCGAUGAAGAUGAUGAAGAUAAUGAUGAUUAUGAUUCUAUAGCUGAUGAUGGAACAGACAGUAGCGAUACAACAUCUAGUAAAACAACUCUCAAACGAAAUACUAAAAAUAACAAAUCAAGUUCAAAAAACAGUAUUAAAAACGAAUUCAAGAAUAGUACUGGCGGUGGUCGUCGAACUAAUAAUAAAGACAACAAAAUGAUGUCAGCUGAAGAAGAACAACGUCGACAGGUCCGGAGAGAACGUAAUAAGCUGGCGGCAGCUCGUUGUCGUAAACGCAGAAUGGACCAUACAAAUGAACUUUUAGAGGAAACUGGGCAGUUAGAAGAAAAGAGGUUGAGGUUACAAGUGGAAAUCCAAGGCCUUCGUCAACAGAAAUCUGACCUACAACAGAUGUUAGCUCAGCAUAAGUGUGCUGUAAACAUGAACAAUGUGCAGUUAUCAAAUUCCAUUACUACCGUAAAUCAUGCCUCUACAAUAUUAGAUUCAAAUGAAAUUUCUGAAACAAAACCUACUGUAUUAAGUAAUCACCUAUCAUCAAUUAAGGGAAAUCCUUUACAACAAAACAUUAGUACAAACAUAGUGAUCAAUGAUAAUGAUAGUAAUAAUGUUGAUGAUAUUAUAAUAAAGCGUGAAGAUAAUUCUAUAAUACAAACUGAUAUUGAUAAUAAGGAUUCCAUAAAUAUUAUUCCUACUUCUGUUAUGCAGCAGUCUCAAAGAAGACGACCUACUACACUAUUGCAACUCAAUAAUGGUAAUUUUGGAAAUACUAAAAAAAUAUCUGGAAAUGGUUCUACGGGUGUAGUAGUAUUGAAUUUUGAUUCGCUCAUGGACGGUGGAACAGGAUUAACACCCGUAUCAUCUAGUGGUGGAAGUGUACAAAAUCAUCAACAAGUUCAACAUAGUAGCACAGGGAAUAGUGGCGUGAAUACUGAAAAUAAUAGUGUUUUAUCAUAAACAGUCACCAUUAAUAAAUUGAAUUAGUCAACUAGAAUUAGUCAGUCAAUAAAGUAUCAGUCCGGAGUUGGGCUAAACAUAAUUUUUUUAAAUUAUCUUUAAAAAAAUAAAAUGUUUAAUUAUGGUAGGGUUUAAGGGUGUUUUUUU
This is a messenger RNA of Myzus persicae (green peach aphid), 2297 nucleotides long. It is a transcript of the gene kay, whose product is annotated as transcription factor kayak. The record is from RefSeq and is a predicted model, not a curated record. The coding region runs from base 363 to 2150 and encodes 595 amino acids. Gene Ontology annotation, cellular component: nucleus. Gene Ontology annotation, biological process: regulation of transcription by RNA polymerase II. Lineage: Eukaryota; Metazoa; Arthropoda; Insecta; Hemiptera; Aphididae. Gene Ontology annotation, molecular function: RNA polymerase II cis-regulatory region sequence-specific DNA binding; DNA-binding transcription factor activity, RNA polymerase II-specific. The transcript has 5 exons.